Poecilia latipinna (sailfin molly) is the source of this 2944-nucleotide messenger RNA. It is a transcript of the gene acod1, whose product is annotated as aconitate decarboxylase 1. The coding region runs from base 731 to 2155 and encodes 474 amino acids. The record is from RefSeq and is a predicted model, not a curated record. Gene Ontology annotation, molecular function: aconitate decarboxylase activity. NCBI's taxonomy places the organism in Eukaryota, Metazoa, Chordata, Actinopteri, Cyprinodontiformes, Poeciliidae. Gene Ontology annotation, biological process: defense response. Gene Ontology annotation, cellular component: mitochondrion. The transcript has 5 exons.
ACAGUUUGUUGGGAGUUUUGACCUUUUCCUGCAGUCAGAACUGGUGUAACUGAGUCAGAUUUGUACGCUGCUUUGCUCAAAUACGUACUUUCAGAUAUUCCCACAAACUCUCCAUAUGACUGAGAUGAGGGCUUUGUGCUGACCUUGUUGUCCUUGAGUCAUUUUGCAACUAAUUUGGUUGUUCAAUUAGUGUUGCGUCCAUUUGGAAGACUUGCCCCCUCCCCCAAAAGCUUUAACUUCCUGGCUGAUAUUUCACCCAUUAUUUCAAUAUUUCCUCAUUAUCUUCUUUCCUUGUCAUGCCCUCUAAAGUGUGAAGUCCAAGUUGUCUCUUCUUCAGCAAACACCCCCACAACAUGAUGCUGCCACCCUCGUACUUGACAGUAGCAGAGGAUGUCCUCAGUCUUGCAAGUUUCCAGUUUUAGAUUCCUCUGCCCACACAACUUGUCUCCAAGCGUUAUAUUAUUAUAUCUAGAAUUGAACAUGCCAUUUAAGAAGAUGAUGUUGACACUAAAACAAAAGUAAAACAACUAGCAGCACAUUUCUCAAAACAGUCAACAGAAUCAAGGAUAUGGAAACAUUCAGUCAUUGUGAAAGUACACACUUCUCAUCAAGGGUGGAUUGAUGCCACUUUGGAAAUUCGGCUAACCGGCCCUCACGCAGGCGAGCUAACUAUAAAAGACGAGGACUCUCACAUGUUCUGUCACUUCAGCGCCUGGUUGAGUAUUUGACAAUGCUGCGGAAGGGUGUUACUGAGAGCUUUGGAGCUGCUAUCCAUGCCCUGGGUGCCUCUCAGCUGACAGAUGGUGUGAUUAACAGGAGCAAAAGGAUGAUGCUGGACACCCUGGGUGUUGGGCUGUUGGGAACCCGGACAGCUGUCUUCAACAAGGUUCUUAAGUACAGCCAGAUGCUCACAUCUGAGCACAGAAGCAGCAUUUGGGGAAGAUCAGACAGAACGCUGCCUCCUUGUUAUGCCGCGCUCGUCAACGGCAUCGCAGUUCACUCCAUGGACUUUGAUGACACUUGGCAUCCAGCGACUCAUCCUUCUGGAGCCGUUCUGCCGGCUCUGCUGGCCCUGGCCGAGACGCUGCCCAGCCGGCCUUCUGGUCUGGACUUGCUGCUGGCGUUCAACGUUGGCAUCGAGGUGCAAGGCAGGCUGAUGAGAUUCUCCAGGGAGGCUUACAAUAUCCCCGAAAGGUUCCACCCUCCCAGCAUAGUUGGAGUGAUGGGGAGCGCCGCGGCCUCCGCCAAACUCCUCGGCCUGUCUCCUUCUCAGUGCAGUCACGCACUGGCCAUCGCAGCCUCCUCUGCUGGGGCGCCUUUGGCCAAUGCCGCCACUCAAACCAAGCCCUUCCACAUAGGGAACGCAGCUCGGAGAGGCUUAGAAGCUGCCCGGCUGGCGCAGAUGGGACUGGAGGGAAACCCCUCCAUGUUGGACAUGGACGUCGGUUUGGGAGUUUACUACAAGGACUACAGCCCUUCCACGAUGCCAGACUGUGCCUCUGGUGCCUUCAGGUGGAUCCUGGAAGAUCAGGAUGUGGCAUUCAAGCGGAUCCCUGCUCACCUGGCCAUGCACUGGCUGGUGGACGCAGCUCAAGCGGCCCUUGGGAAGCUCCAAGAGGCGGCCUGGAACUUUGACCUCAGCCAGAUCCAAAGGGUCACCCUGAGAGUGCCUCCAUCCAAGUACAUUAACUGCCCCUUUCCCACCACGGAGCAUCAGGCCAGGCACUCCUUCCAGUUCAACGCCUGCUCGGCCCUGCUGGACGGCAAGGUGACGGUGGCUUCCUUCGACCCAGCUCAAAUUAACCGCCCCGCUCUGAAGGAGCUCCUUUCUAAGGUUGAGGUGAAGACGCCGGGGGACAACCAUCCCAGCUUCGACAAGAUGUACUGCGAGGUCCAGAUAGAGACGGCUCAGGGAGAAAGCUGCACAGCCAGAUGCAAUACCUUUUACGGCCACUGGAGGAAGCCGCUGAGUCAGGAGGACCUGGUGGAGAAGUUCAUAGUUAAUGCUUCGUCGGUAUUGUGCACGGAGGGAGUGGAGGGAGUGAUUGAUGUGAUUGGGAACAUUGAGAAGGUGCCGGAGUGCUCGGUCUUGGGCUCGUAUCUGAGAAUGACCAGCAACACACUCGAGCAGGUGUACAGCACAAGAAUGAUCUGAGUAAUUUAAAGGGACAGUGUUGUGCAAAAUAUACUCAACGUCAUGCUGUAGCGUUAUUCCCUCUUCAAAAGCAUACCUGAAGUGUUGCUUUGAUUUUUUUCAUGAAUGAUUGAGGAAUCCCUGUGGUCUAAACAAUCGCUGCCUUUUUUCACCCUGACCAACUCAGCUCCUUCAGACUAGACAGCAGCAAUUAGCAAACACCUGAACUGAGCAUCUACUGAGCUAAUAAAAGGAGUUACUAGCUAUAUGAUGAGAUGCUGGUAAAAACAUGAACAGAGGAAUGUUGUGAUGAUGCUAAAUGUGCUGGAAAGAGCAGGAGCUUCUUAAAGAGACAGAGGCUCGAUUUCAAGGCGCUAAAUUGCAAAGUCUAAUUUCUUUUAAGUCAUGCUUUAUAUAUACAUAAUCGUUUAGGUGAAGCUAUGAGUUACUUGGUUGUACCAUAAAAUGGCCUAGAAAACAUAACACUGUCUCUUUAAAAUAAUGUAUUCCAUAAUCUUGCAAGAAAAUGUAAAAUGUAAAUAUUUAUUUUCUGUUGCCGGAGUGAUUUGGGUGAAAUAAAUUGAACUGCAAAGCAAGUUUUCUUUAUUGAUCCUCAGAAAUUUAAUCAACAAUGACAGUGUUUGAAUACAAUGAAAUAAAUCCUUUUUUUUUUCCUUUUCUUUUUUUUUUUGGUGAACCAAAAAUUUCAAACAUGAUGACCAUGUCAGAACUAUCCCCAAAAAGCUAACAUUUCAAGAGUAUCUGUUUUUAAUCAAGUUUAAAUCUCCUUGUUAACUCAGCAGCUGUCUA